This is a messenger RNA of Gastrolobium bilobum, 1449 nucleotides long. RefSeq names its product VQ motif-containing protein 9. NCBI's taxonomy places the organism in Eukaryota, Viridiplantae, Streptophyta, Magnoliopsida, Fabales, Fabaceae. The record is from RefSeq and is a predicted model, not a curated record. Bases 106 to 1077 code for a protein of 323 amino acids. The transcript has a single exon.
GCCCACCAUCACACAAACUCACCAAAAACAUAGCUCUGUGCUAUAAACACACUCAUACAGAGAGAGGGAGAGAGAGAGAGAGAGAGAUUUUGUGAUUGUUGUGAAAUGGAUAAAAGCUGUCAAUCUUCUGCAGAGUCUACAACUACUAGUGUCACCACAUCCUCUGCUACUGGUAGCAACAAUACUAGUAGCAGAGAACAUUAUCUGAGGCACCUCAACAAGCUUUCUCAAAAGAUCUCCAAACCCAUCAUUAAAAAACCAACCUUUGAUUCUUCUACUUCUUCUCAAAACCAACAACAACAACAACAACAACAACAACAACCCCAACAAAACAACACCUUCAAUAAUCAGGGACAAGCACAGGCACAGGCACAGGCACAACAGAACCUGCAGCAUCAACCACCUGUGUACAACAUCAACAAGAACGACUUCAGAGAUGUGGUUCAAAAACUGACGGGCUCACCUGCACACGACCGCAUCUCAACACCCCCACCUAUUCAACAACCCAAACCACCAAGCUCUCGCCUUCAGCGUAUUCGCCCUCCACCGUUACCACAAAUUACAAACCGCCCACCCUCGCUUCUCGGCCGUCCUCAACAGCCUCAACCGAACAUCAACGUUAACGCCGUUUCCUUCAACAACUUUUCCGGGUUCGGAAGACCGUUAUCUCCGCUACCGCCGUUUCCCACCGUCCACGCACCUGCUGAGUCUCCUAUCUCCGCAUACAUGCGUGAUCUGCAGAAUCUGGUCUCCACCAUGGAUUCAACCUCGAAGCAGUUUUCGGGUUUUCCCUCCUUAGCUCCUCAAGCUCAGCCUCAGCCUCAGCAUCAGCAUCAGCCUUCGCCUCCGCCUCCGCCGGAGCAACAGCAGGGGAUGGUUCCGUCUCAAACGCCGUCGGUGUUUCAGAUGCCUUCUUCGCCGGUCCCUUUUGGAUGCUUGAAUUCGCCGCUAUCGUCUUACCCAUUGCUGUCGCCGGGUCUUCUGUUUUCCCCCAAUUCGGGUCAAUUAGGGUUUCCACAGCUUCCCCCCCUUUCGCCGUCGGUGCCUGUUCCCAGCCCUCGAUGGAGAGGCCUUUGAACUUGUUGGUUCGGGUCGGGUGAGGUAAGCAUGGUCAGAAUCAUCAAUCAUCUAGUUUCGGCUCUCUCAGGUUUUAGGAUUUGUUUAUUGUGGGUUCUGUUGUUACCUGUACAUGGUUUUAGGUGGUGGUGGAGAGAAUGGGAAUGAUAAUUUAUUCAAUUUCUGGUGGUUGGACUCAAACUAGUCCACAGCUGCUUAGUUUAUUCUGUAAAUGGGGAUAUCAAAGACAUGAGAAAGGAACAAUUUUUCAUUUGUUUCUGCUUUUUUGGGAUAUGGGAAGAAGAAGAAGAAGAAGAAGAAGAAGAAGAAGAAGAAAAAGAUUAGAUGUUAUACAAAUAUAGUGGGAUGGAUCAUGCUGAUUUUAAUAUAAAA